Chlorella variabilis is the source of this 757-nucleotide messenger RNA. RefSeq names its product expressed protein. The transcript is spliced from 5 exons. Bases 19 to 621 code for a protein of 200 amino acids. NCBI's taxonomy places the organism in Eukaryota, Viridiplantae, Chlorophyta, Trebouxiophyceae, Chlorellales, Chlorellaceae. The record is from RefSeq and is a predicted model, not a curated record.
UCGCGGUCGUCCCGAAAGAUGGUCAAGUUCGUCGCCGCCGUAAUGCUGGGCCUUGCCCUGGCGUCAGCUGUCUCUGGGGCGAGCAACAAGAAGAAGGCCAACUCCACUGACGUCGCCCCCGCCCCUGCCCCCAGCCACCACCAUGGCGGCGGCCACCGCGGAGGCGACGACUUCCCACCCUGUGACGGCGCCUUCCCUCCCAGCGAGGGCGCCUUCCCCCCUGACGAGGGCCCAUUCCCCUUCCCUCCCCGUGACGGCCUGCCGCCUGUUGGCGCCCCCCUCGGUGCCCUGCCCCCCUGUGGCUCCCGCCCCGGCGGCGACGAUCGCCACGGCGGCCCUGGCAGCGACCGCGAAGGCGGCCCUGGCGGCGACCGCGAAGGCGGCGCCUCUGAGUCAGGCCGCGGCAACGAUGACGAGGGCCACGGCUCCUCCGGCAGGGGCGAGGGCGCUGGCAAUGGCAACAACGGCGAGGAAGGCGGCUCAGGCCGCGGCAAAGAUGACGAGGGCCAGGACCCGGCUGAUGACAACAACACCGACAGCGAGGGCGCCGGCGACGCCGGCAAGGAGAGCGACGGCGCGCCGCCGCCCCGCCCUGGUGGCCGCCGCAGCGGGGCUGCCUGAGCCUAGCUGCGGUCCUGCAUGUAUGUACAAGCUGAGAAUGCUUCCCCCAUUCUUCCAUUCUCUUAUUCACUGAUUCCAUUAUUCAUCCCCGCAUGAUGCCCCAUUUUGCCCAUCUGUCCCCUUCCACUGCCGGCGG